AGGUAACAUAGUCCUCUUUGGCGUUUACUCACCCUAGCACUCAACAACAGAUGCUAAUGUGCAAAUCCCCACCCAAAACUGUAUUAUUGCUUAAAAAGCUGGGAAAUGAGCUGCUUGAAGAAGCUAAAGAGGUUGCCUCUUUUCCGUACUACCAAGAGAAAAUGAAUGUCCUUGUAGAACCUGAUGUGCACGACGUAUUUGCAAGAAUCCCAGGAUUUGGUUUUAUUCAGACCUUUUACAGUCAAGAUACCAGUGACCUUCACGAAAGAGUAGACUUUGUAGCUUGUUAGGCGGUACGGGGUCAUACUCCAU
This is a messenger RNA of Papaver somniferum (opium poppy), 312 nucleotides long. Its product is annotated as probable NAD kinase 2, chloroplastic. The record is from RefSeq and is a predicted model, not a curated record. The transcript has 3 exons. NCBI's taxonomy places the organism in Eukaryota, Viridiplantae, Streptophyta, Magnoliopsida, Ranunculales, Papaveraceae. Gene Ontology annotation, molecular function: NAD+ kinase activity. The coding region runs from base 51 to 290 and encodes 79 amino acids. Gene Ontology annotation, biological process: NADP+ biosynthetic process.